Carassius gibelio (silver crucian carp) is the source of this 1976-nucleotide messenger RNA. Its product is annotated as cornifelin homolog. The transcript has 4 exons. Lineage: Eukaryota; Metazoa; Chordata; Actinopteri; Cypriniformes; Cyprinidae. Gene Ontology annotation, cellular component: cornified envelope. The record is from RefSeq and is a predicted model, not a curated record. The coding region runs from base 145 to 483 and encodes 112 amino acids.
GAAACCACUCACCGCUAGUAAAGUUUCUCCUCCCCUUCGUCAAGCUUGAGGUGAUUUCCAACUUCACUUAGAUCUAUCAGGAAUUGAACAUCACUCCCAAGGAAGUGAGACAUAGUAACAGGAAGCAUCUCCAAAGAAACAGUGAUGUCAUAUCAAACAGAAGCAGUGAGUUCCCAGCCUCAGAUGACUGUAACCAGCUACACUGUCUCUCACUGGAGCUCUGAUGUCUGCGACUGUUGUGACGACUGUGGAAUCUGUCUGUGUGGGGCAUUUAUUCCUUGCAUUUUGGGAUGUAAGGUGGCACAGGACAAUGGUGACAGCUGCUGUUUGCCCUUUCUACCUGGCGCCAUGAUUGCAUUGAGAACCAGCAUCCGUGACAGAUAUCGUAUUAAUGGCUCUGUCUGUGACGACUGGGUGUUUAUGACCUGCUGUCCGUCCUGUGGACUCUGUCAGAUGGCUCGAGAGCAGAAGGCAAGAGGCUGAUUUAAAAAGAAAAUGAAGAGGAGAGAAUGGCUAAUUAAGAUGACUGGGAUUGUUGUUGUUUUUAGAAUAUUCCAAAAUAUCCAUGGUUCGUGUGAUCCUUCAAAUACAUGCAUGUAAUGCUGCAUGAAAUCAAAGACACAAUGUUAGUUAUGUGUUAUAUUGUUACACCUUACAUUAAAUCAAGAUGCAUUAUGAAUCAACUUUUUUCUCUAGUUUGAGUCCUUUCAAACUUAAAUAUCUUCCAACUGCCUACUCCAACCUUAGGGCUAUAUGAUGGUGAGAAUGAUGAUUGUUAUUAUACAUUUAUUUGUUUAAAGAAAGUAUUUAAUUAUAUCACAUGGAAUCGAUCUUACUAAUAUAGAUAUCGUACCUCAAAGUGAAAAUGUUAUUGACCAUUUCCUUGUAUCAUGCAUGCUGCAUAUCACUGAUAUUAACUAUAUGUCUCAGCGUUACCGUCUGGGCAGAACUAUUGUUUCAGCCACCAAAGAAAGAUUCGCAAAAAAACUGCCUGAUCGCUACCAUUUUGUUUAUUUAAAUGGGGAGUCAUCUCAUUUAUCACCAGUAAAAUAUGGAGUGGCACAAGGAUCCGUCCUAGGUCCCCUUCUAUUUUCAAUAUACAUGUUGCCCCUUGGUAAUAUUAUUAGAAAAUACGAGAUUAGUUUCCACUGUUAUGCUGAUGAUACUCAGCAAUAUAUCUCAAGACCAGAUGAAACUUCUUAAUUAUCUAAGCUAACAGAGUGUGUUAAAAAUAUAAAAGGUUGGAUGACCAAUAAUUUUCUCUUAUUAAAUUCGGAUAAGACAGAGAUAUUAAUUAUUGGACCAAAAAACAGUACACAGAAUCUUGUAAAUUACAAUUUGCAACUAGACGGAUGUACUGUUACUUAAUCUACAGUCAACAAUCUGGGUGUUAUAUUAGACUGCAACAUGUCUUCUGAAAAUCAUAUUUCCCAUGUUACAAAAACUGCAUUCUUCCAUCUUAGAAAAAUUGCCAAGCUACGAAACAUUUUACCUGUUUCUAAUGCAGAAAAGCUAGUUCAUGCAUUCAUGACCUCUAGAGUGGACUAUUUUAAUGCACUUCUAGGUGGUUGUCCAGCUUCAUCAAUAAACAAGCUACAUGUAGUCCAAAAUGCAGCAACUAGAGUCCUUACCAGGUCAAGAAAAUAUGAUCAUAUUACCCCAAUUUUACAGUCUCUGCACUGGCUACCUAUUAAGUUCCGUUACAAAUUUUCAUUACUUACCUAUAAGGCAAUAAAUGGUUUAGCUCCUGCAUACCUAACUAGCCUUAUACCACAUUACAAUCCAUCACGCUCCCUAUGGUCACAAAUCACUGGAUUUUUGGUAGUUCCUAGGAUAGCAAAGUACACUAAAGGAGAUAGAGCUUUUCCACAUUUGGCUCCCAAACUCUGGAAUAGCCUUCCUGAUAAUGUUUAGACACACUCUCUCUAUUUAAAUCUAGAUUAAAAACGCAUCUCUUUCGCCAAGUAUUCGAUUAA